Glycine soja is the source of this 1667-nucleotide messenger RNA. RefSeq lists its product as uncharacterized. The transcript is spliced from 7 exons. Bases 251 to 1465 code for a protein of 404 amino acids. The record is from RefSeq and is a predicted model, not a curated record. Lineage: Eukaryota; Viridiplantae; Streptophyta; Magnoliopsida; Fabales; Fabaceae.
AAGCCUCCUAGUUCCUCCAUCACAUUACAUUCAUUCAUUUCAACGUUCUCUCUCUCUCUCUCUCUCUCUUUCCUCUGAGAUCAGCCCGCGACAUGAACCCUGCCCUUUGCUUUAUAUUAAUGGUUGCGUGAAGCAUAAGUUUGGAAUAAUAUUCCUUGUGUUCUCUACUCUCUAGCUAGCUACCUUCUUGGAGAUUUGGUAAUUAUUGCAAACACAACAUCACGUUUCUAAUAAGUUUGUGUUUCUCGAAAUGGGGAAGAAAACAGAGCUGAAAGAUCACAAGGAGACAACCAAAGUUGAAGCUGUUCUUGAGCUUCUCAGAAAACAAACACCUCUCACUGUUAAACAGGAGAAGUUUUGCAACUAUGCUUGUGUGAAACGGUUCCUGAAAGCAAAAGGGGAUAAUGUGAAAAAAGCUGCGAAGCAACUCAAGGCUUGUCUUGCUUGGAGAGAGAGUGUCAUCACUGAUCACUUGAUAGCAGAUGAUUUCUCAGCUGAACUGGCUGAUGGGUUGGCCUAUGUGAGUGGUCAUGAUGACGAAUCCAGACCUGUUAUGAUUUUUCGUUUGAAGCAAGACUAUCAAAAGUUGCAUUCCCAUAAGAUGUUCACUCGUUUGCUGGCCUUUACACUGGAGGUGGCCAUUUCGACCAUGCCAAAAAACGUAGAACAAUUCGUGAUACUUUUUGACGCAAGCUUUUACAGAUCAGCAUCUGCUUUCAUGAACCUAUUGCUACCAGCACUGAAAAUUGUGGCCGAGUACUACCCAGGAAGGCUAUGCAAAGCGUUUGUCAUAGACCCUCCCUCGCUUUUCGCUUACUUGUGGAAGGGUGUGAGGCCGUUCGUGGAGUUAUCAUCAUGGACGACGGUGGUAUCAUCGUUGGAUUUCGAAGAGUCGUUGGACUUCAACGACUUCGCUGCAUACCCGCGAGCCUCGUCCCUCCGAUUCGAAGGCGCGAGCGUGAAAUCGACGGCGAAGAUAGGGUCGUGCUCCUCGUCGCGGUUCUCCUUCACCGUAUCUCAUCACCUUGACUCGUUGAAGCCAUGGUACCUGAGCCUGGCCGACACGUCAGCAUCGAAAGUGGGACCCACGAGUCCCUCUCCAGCACUCAUCUCACCGCUGAACGCGCGGUCGCUCUCGUUCGCGUCGCCCGUCGCGAGAACCCCCCGCGGCCCCCCGGCCACCAGAAAGGGCCUCUUCCCGUCCACCCCCCUGCCGCAGCGCGUGACGGAGACGCCGCGGACCUCGUUUCUUCAGUCGCCGGCGACGUUCUUCCGGCGAGAGAGCCACGUCGCCGCGAAGGGAGAGAGGUGCCGCGAAUCGUUCUUGCCGUAUGUGAAGUUCUACCGAAGACCGUACGACGAGAUGGUGUAUAGGUCAAAGAUGCGGCCCCCACUCGGCGGCCUAAUCUCCAUUGUUUCUCGUCACAUUAGAAGUCGCCACGUUUCCGUUUCUCAGCGUUUCUAAUAUUUUAAUUCCAAAAGUUUUAAUCGAAAUACUACUACACCGCAAUCAACGCCUCCGAUUACAUUACCACUGCCAGUUUUUUCCCCUUCUUGCUCAGUACAUAGUAUUAUUAUAUUUGAAUAUGUAUUAUUACUGUUAAGUAGAUUCUUGAUCCUCAAUUUCAAUUUUCAAGUUCCCUCGUGCGGUUAGUCGCAUUGAUCAA